AUGGGUGACGAAGAGGUAGGAGGACCAGGUGGUGAUAUUCUCGCGGGCCUUGCGGACAAUGUGCUGGGUGGUGGUGGUAGAGGUGGCUAUAAUAACUAUGACGGCGGAGGCGGUGGCUUCUUCGGUGGCGGUGGACAACCGCAGCCGUCACCGUCACAGCCAAAAUCUAAGGGCAGCAAAGCGCUCGACUUUAUUGGCGGAUUGAUCGGUGGUCGAAAGGACGACAAGAAAGGCCGAGACCCAAUGGGUGACAUCAUCGGCGGCAUCCUAGGUGGUGGAGGUUUGCUUUUUGUGCUUUCCAGCGUGCUACAGUCGGCAUUGUGA
Messenger RNA from Ostertagia ostertagi, 324 nucleotides. NCBI's taxonomy places the organism in Eukaryota, Metazoa, Nematoda, Chromadorea, Rhabditida, Trichostrongylidae. The record is from the annotation of a GenBank genome assembly.